Molecule: messenger RNA, 1253 nt
Organism: Cyprinus carpio (common carp)
Lineage: Eukaryota; Metazoa; Chordata; Actinopteri; Cypriniformes; Cyprinidae
Product: leukocyte elastase inhibitor-like
Biological process (GO): negative regulation of endopeptidase activity
Molecular function (GO): serine-type endopeptidase inhibitor activity
Source: RefSeq, a predicted model, not a curated record
UUAAACAACAUCUAUUUCUUGCUCAGCUUGUGAAAAUGGAGCGCUUGUCUGCAGCAAACACACGAUUCUCUCUAAACCUGUUCAAGAAGAUCAACGUAGAAAACUCCUCAAAAAAUGUGUUCUACUCUCCGAUCAGCAUCUCCUCGGCUCUGGCCAUGGUGACGCUCGGGGCAAAAGGAAACACAGCGGCGCAGAUGUUUCAGGUCCUCAGCUUUACCAAUCCUCCCACACACUUCGGGACUCCCGUACCUAAUGUUUCAAUAGACCAAAUUCAUUCCAGUUUCAACAAGCUCAUGAGUGAACUUAACAAACCAGGAGCCCCGUAUGUGUUGAGUAUCGCCAACCGUCUCUACGGAGAGCAAUCCUACCAGUUUGUGGAGAAAUUCCUGAAUGAUGCAAAAAGAUAUUAUCAAGCCGGACUGGAGGAGGUGGACUUCAAGAAGAAAUCAGAGGCUGCACGUGUCAACAUCAACAAAUGGGUGGAGAGAAAAACACAAGAGAAGAUCAAGGACUUGUUGCCACCACAAAGUGUCAGUGAAUCAACAAGACUGGUCUUGGUGAACGUCAUCUACUUCAAGGGGAACUGGGAGAAGAAUUUCCCAAAGGAAGUCACCAGAGAUGGACAGUUCAAGCUGAACAAGACUCAAACUAAACCAGUGAAGAUGAUGAAUCAGAAGUCAAAGUUUCCUCUGGCCUUCAUCCCAGAGAUGAACAGUCAGGUUCUGGAGCUGCCAUAUGUUGGGAAGAAUCUCAGUAUGUUGAUCAUCCUUCCUAACGAGAUUCAAGAUGAAACCACUGGCCUUCAGAAGCUUGAAAUGGCGCUGACCUACGAGAAGCUGAUGGAGUGGACGAGACCUGAAAUCAUCCAUCAACAAAAAGUUGAAGUGUCUCUGCCCAGAUUCAAGAUGGAGGAAACCUACAACAUGAAGAGUCUUCUGAUCAGCAUGGGAAUGGAGGAUGUGUUUGAUGAGCAGAAGGUGAAUCUUUUAGGCAUGUCACCCAACAAUGAUCUGGUGCUGACGAAGGUGAUUCAUAAAGCCUUUGUUGAAGUAAACGAGGAAGGAACCGAAGCGGCUGGAGCCACCGGCAUCUCCCUCGAUGGUAUAACAUCUGUAAUGCCAGUAGACCUAAAAACCUUUAUUGCAGACCAUCCAUUCCUUUUCUUCAUCCGUCAUAAUCCCUCCAACAACAUUCUAUUUUUUGGACACUUCUGCUCGCCUUAAAGGUGGUAAUGGUGGAGUGAUAACUGCACA